This is a messenger RNA of Vairimorpha ceranae, 780 nucleotides long. RefSeq names its product gpi-anchor transamidase. The transcript has a single exon. Gene Ontology annotation, molecular function: GPI-anchor transamidase activity. NCBI's taxonomy places the organism in Eukaryota, Fungi, Microsporidia, Nosematidae. The record is from RefSeq and is a predicted model, not a curated record. Gene Ontology annotation, cellular component: GPI-anchor transamidase complex. Gene Ontology annotation, biological process: protein localization to cell surface; proteolysis; attachment of GPI anchor to protein. The coding region runs from base 1 to 780 and encodes 259 amino acids.
AUGUUUUUAUUUUUUUUCCUUUUAAUUAAAUCAGAUACAUAUUCAAUCUUAAUUAAUACAUCUAGAGGAUUCCAUAAUUAUAGACAUAUGACAGAUUUAUAUAUUAUGUAUGACUUAUUAAGAUUAUAUAGUACACCAUCUUCUAAUAUUAUUACAUAUUUUCCCGAAGAUAUUUUUCAGGAUAAAAGAAAUUUAGUACCGGAAACAGUACAUGUAAAUGAAAAAGAAAAGCUUAAGUAUAAAAAGUUAACAUCUAAAGGAUACACUGUCAAUGACGUAUUGAAUGGAUUAAGAUGCAAUAUAAAUGAACUAAAAAAUAUUACGUGUAAAGAUAAUAUAUUUAUAUACAUGGUAGGGCACGGAUGUGAUGGUGCUAUAAAGUUUUACGACAAAGAGUGGCUUACAAAAGAAGAUUUAAUGAGGAGUCUUAGAAUACUUUCUAAAAGAGUAAAUAAAAUAUUUUUUAUACUUGACACAUGUGAGGCAGAAAGUAUAAUUUCUAGAGAUAUAAAAAAUAUGUAUUUAGUCACUACAAGUGUGCAUGGUGAACCAUCCCUGAGUGUGUCAAAAAGUGAUACCUUGGGUGUCUACACCGCAGAUGAACUUUCUUAUUAUUUUAUGAGGGAAUUGCAAAAUGAAAAUAGUGAGAAUUACACGCUAGACAAAAUAUUUGAAGAAAUAUCAUAUGACAUGACUUCAACUCUUACAUGGAAGAAAAAUGAAAGCUUUAAGGUAAAAGACUUCUUUAAAACUAAGCAACAGAUAGAACUAUCCUUAUAA